Cylindrotheca closterium is the source of this 1119-nucleotide messenger RNA. NCBI's taxonomy places the organism in Eukaryota, Bacillariophyta, Bacillariophyceae, Bacillariales, Bacillariaceae. The record is from the annotation of a GenBank genome assembly.
AUGUGGUGGAAAGGACCUUACUUCUUGCCCUUGGCGCUCUUUUCAUUUUCCCCGGAUAAGAUUGCCACGUAUUGGACCGGAGAGAUUGCUUCUGACGAACGUAUUAUCUUUUUUCCAACUGCAGCCCAUGAGUGGAACGACACGCAUUAUUCUGUGCCUUUGCAUGGUUGGGUGAUCGAGCCAGAAGAAGAUAGCAAAAAGAGAAGAGUAUUCAUCAAGUUUCUAUCGAAAACGCUUAAGGUUUCUGACCCUAAAGAAAAAGAGAUUCUGAAACGAAGGAUACGACCCUUUGUCUUCGACAAUAAAAGCUCAAAGAGCCCCAAGAUUGAAUUGGGCGGACAGAUAUUCAAAAUGCCCCGAUCAGGAAAGAAUGGUCAUGUGUAUGAUACGCGACUGAUACCCAAAGAAGAGUUCGAAAAGCAUCUACUAGCAGAGGAUGGUGGUUCCAGCAGCCAAGAUGUAAUAGAAGAAGAAGUCAAGUCUGUUUCCUACCAUGCCUUUGACAGCAAAUCACAUCGGAAUUUCAAAGGGAAGGUGUUCUGUGUACCGCCUACGGGGGUUUCUGUCAUUUCGGACAUUGACGAUACCAUCAAGGUGACGAAUUCCAUGAACAAGAAGGAUCUUUUGAAAAACACAUUUCUCAGAGAAUUCAAAGCGGUGCCGGGCAUGGCCAAACUGUAUCAGCAAUGGAAGUCGACGACCUACAAGAAUUGUUUCUUCCACUUUGUGUCGGCGUCACCUUACCAACUUUAUGAAGAGCUGAACGAUUUCUGCCGUUCGGAAGGUUUUCCAGAGGCUCGAACCUUUCAUCUCAAGACGAUACGACCCAAGGACAAGACACUGUUGCAACUGUUUGCAGAUCCAGUAGAGUACAAACGACAACAUAUUGAAGGCAUCAUACAGAAAUAUCCGAAACGUUCGUUUGUGUUGGUGGGGGAUUCAGGGGAGAAGGAUCCAGAGAUUUAUGCUGAAAUUUAUCGAAACUUUCCUAAGAAUGUGGAAAGCGUUUGGAUUCGAAAUAUCAACAACUGCACGAUUGGCAGAUUACAAGGUGUUCCGAUCGACCGAUGCCACUUUUUUGAAGAUGGGAAUGAGCUGCUAGGUCUUCCAGUAAUGUAG